Messenger RNA from Nematostella vectensis (starlet sea anemone), 5494 nucleotides. RefSeq names its product protein dispatched homolog 3. Gene Ontology annotation, cellular component: membrane. The record is from RefSeq and is a predicted model, not a curated record. The transcript is spliced from 10 exons. NCBI's taxonomy places the organism in Eukaryota, Metazoa, Cnidaria, Anthozoa, Actiniaria, Edwardsiidae. Bases 257 to 3289 code for a protein of 1010 amino acids.
AUAAUUAUCACAUCUAUACCUCUGGCUCUUGUUAUUAUAGAGCCUUGUUAGAGAUGAGCUCUCAGUGCUUACUUAAGCAAUUCUGCUCGGUUCUAGUCAGACCAUUUAAAGACUCGCAUAUGUCAUAUUUUUCGUCUGUUUAUCUCUGAAGUUUUGUAGCAGGUAUUUCGCGCAGUCAUCCAGGAUGGUAUACUCUCUUGACACGUAAACUUAGAGGGAAAUGAAAAUAUCACCGUAAGGACAGCUUCUUCUCAUUAUGACAAAACCGGUCGCCUACUGCAAGUUCGUUCUCAACUACCCCAAACUGUCAUUCGCACUAGCUCUCAGUGGUCACGUGCUUGCUAUCAUGGUUACCAUGGUGCUUCAGGGUAGUGGCUAUGACAUCCUGCCCAUGGACUUCACCAAGGUUCCAAUGGAUCUGUACACAGAUGAGACCAGGCUUCAUCCUGACGCGUGGAACGAGGCAGCAAGCGACUCGCGCGUUAAUUGGCAAAUAAACACUGCAAGCCGGGUCCAGGACGAAAGGUCUCAGCGUCAAGAUGUGUUGAUACUCUACUACGAAAGCCAGAACAAAGCGAACGUAAUAACCAAGGAGAACCUCAUCACUAUCAAGAACUUUGAGGAUUCUUUAUUCAACAAUUCUGCCUACCAGUCCAAGAUAUGCUGGCUGGAGAAGAACAAAGUCUGUAAGAAGCCCCUCUCAUUGGUCCGGUUCUUUGACGGUACAUUUCGUGCACUCAAUCCAGUGUUCUACGACCCGAAUUUUGAUAACAUUCCAACAAUUCUUGAAGCAGCCAAGGAUCUCCCUGUCACAAGAGGUAUUAUUGAAUUCCAGCUGGGCAAAGAUGCGUCUGUUGGAAAUGGAAAAGCGACUGCAUCGAUCAUCCGCUCUAGCCUGUACGCAGGGUACCCACUGAAAGGGUUCAGAAACACCGCGGAUCAAUCACUGACGCAGGAAGAGAAAGCACGAGCCAAUGCCAAAGAAGCGUUCAGCAAAAUACUGGAUUCCACGUACAAGAAUGGACUCGGAGGAAUGAGCUUCCGGUACAACAUGCAAAUACUGUUCGCGGAAGCUAUCGAGUCGUUGGUGAUUGGUGACCUGCUACUGGUAGUCGCUAGCUUUCUCUUCAUCUUUAUCUUCAUGCUCUGCCAGACGCAGUCCCUUUGGAUCACAAGCUGGGGUCUCUUCAGCAUCGUCUCGUCGUUCUUCGGCGCCAAUCUUAUCUACCGGAUCGUACUGGACUAUCGUUAUGUGGGCGUCUUCCACGUCCUUUCUGUGUUCAUCAUAGCUGGUAUUGGUGCCGAUGACGUCUUCGUGUUCCUCGACACAUGGCGUGCCGCCAAGUCCACGCAUCGUGACCAUUCCUUCCUGGACAAGCUUUCAUUCACGUAUCGUCACGCAGCGGGCGCCAUGUUGAUCACGUCAACUACUACAUUCGUGGCGUUCAUGUCUAACGCUCUCUCUCCGCUUCUCGCGGUCUCGAGCUUCGGCGUCUUCUCUGCCUUGAUCGUGAUGGUUAAUUACUUAUCUGUUAUAAUCUUCUUCCCGACGGUGGUGGUGACGCAUGAGCUGUUCUGGACAAGCUGCAAAUGGCCUUGCUGCAGACUUCGAUGCUGCCGACACCGCAACAAUGAGGUUAGAGACGCUUCUCUGGACGCCGAGCAACCCCGGGACAUCACACAGACCAUAGCACAGUUCCUCGGCGAUGUGUUCUACAGCAAAGUGGUAAUUCAUCGUAUCGUGCGAUGGGUGACAUUGGCGCUCUUUGUUGCCUUAGUCGUGUUGGCUACUGUCUUCGCCACCAAGCUCAAGCCAGACGAAGAACAGAUUGAGAUAAUAGGGCCAGGAACCAACUGGUAUGACGUCAGAAUACUUCAAAACGAGGCUUUCCCUCCAAGCAAGGAGGACCGCGUGGUGAAGGUCUAUAUUGUGUGGGGGCUGCAGACCCGUGACCGCAGCUCCUGUCACUUUACGGACUACAAGUGUACAGGGUCCGCGCGGUUUGACGAGAGCUUCGACAUGAAUCCUCCUCCCUGCCAGACCGCUAUGCUGAAACUGUGUAAGAAGCUGAAGUCACUUCCCGCCAAAGAUAUUGAUGAGAUGAAGAUCCGACUGGACCCGGUCACCAUGAAGCCUGUUGUACGGUGUCACGUGGACGCCAUGGAAGAUUAUUACAAGACCGAGAGCCUUAACCCUAAAUACCCGAACGAAACCACUUUCAAGAUACCGCUGACCAGCAACAAAGUGUAUCAGCUGAUGCGGUACAGCCCUCCGCUGUACAACAUGUCAGCGGUCACCGAUGACUUUUACCGGUACUAUGAGGUGGCGCUCGCUCAUUGGUUGACUCGCGGCAACACGACUUACACUGACGACUAUGACGAGUACAGUGGGCUACUUGGAGGAGAGAUCGACACGACUGCAGUGGACGAUGGGACAUUUCAAGGUGGACAUUAUGGUAAUCACCUUCUGUAUACGUCCUUCGUGAUCGACACAAUUCUCACUAACAAGGAUCUGGCAUACGCUACAGGUUAUCCUGUGUAUAGAGCCUGGGAAGACUUUGUUACAAAGGAGAUGGCAACAUUUCCACCAACCUGUAAAAACGCCUUCCAAACCACGCCCCUUCCUCCAUUCGCAUGGCACUGGAUGAAAGUUCAAAGGGUUCUGGUAGAAAAUGCCACCCGUGGUAUCCUUAUCAGCCUUUGCCUCACCUUCCCCAUCUUGCUGCUGAUGCUGGGGAACUGGGCCGUCGCCCUUCUGUGUAUUCUCACCAUCUCCUGUAUCACCGUUGGUGUCAUCGGCUUCAUCACGAUGUUUGGUUGGAAACUCGGAGUCCUCGAGUCUCUAAAUCUUACGCUCGUAGUCGGGCUUGCUGUGGAUUACGUGGUUCAUCUGGCGGACUGCUACGUCAACUGCCCGUCCGCUUGCAGACUGGAUCGAGUCAAGUUCACGCUAGGUCACGUGGGCAUCUCAGUGAUUUCCGGUGCCUGCACCACGUUGGGAGCAGCAAUGUUUAUGUUUGCCGCUAAAAUUCUAUUUUUCUUUCAAUUUGGGGCUUUUAUAUUUUGUACGAUAGGUCUAUCCCUUUUGUUUUCGCUGUUUUUGUUUACGAUCCUUCUGGGACUGGUCGGACCACAAGGGUCCUUUGGGUCCCUGGCCCCUUUUUACGAGUACAUAAAAGACUGGAUGCGAGGGAAGGGUAAGAAUGAUGUCCCUUGUAUGCAGUGUGACGGCAAGGGUUUCCAUCAUUCCGAGAAAAAGACAUGUGAUAAUAACAAUCCAGAUUUCUAACAGAAACUAGCCUCACUCUGUAUCAGUUAUGUCCUAUAUAAAUGUAAAUAGAGGAAAUCAUUGAAUCAAACCCGUGAGACUCUUAAACUAGCUGCUUGGGGACACAGCCAGGCCGUACUGGUCAUUUCCUUAUAAAAAAAAAUUAGAAAAAAUAUUGAGGGGGACAUGUGCCCGCAGUGCCCCACCCCCUUGAAGGGGAGUAAGCAGUCAUAGGUGUCAUGGAAAAAGGAUGGUAUUUGAAAAUUUCUUUAAUAAGAAAUGACCCACUUUUUGGCCGCCAAUAGGAGGUGUGCGCGCACCCUGCGCCUGUUCCCCAGUAUAAAAGUCCCUUUCAUGGGAAUUCCUUUCUAAACGUUACACAGUAUUACAAGGAAACAUGAGACAAAAGUUAAAUAAUGUUUUAAGGCUUUCGCAUUUGCUAAAAAGUACUUUUUACAUCUUAUCGUAUCUCUGUGCAUAAAAGACAGUAAAUGCUAACCCAUUCUUACUCUGCCUGGCAGAUAUUGAGAGCAGUGUCCUUUAGAAGGAAUAAAAUAAUAACCUUUCAAAUUAAAAAAUCACUUGGCACUUUGGGCUAGCUCCACGGUCAGGCUAACUCCAAACGUUGAGUUAUUCAUGAGCUUUAUUCAAUACAAAUGCAUGCAAAUGAACCAAGUCAUGUCAGUCGUGAAAUAGAGUAAAUGUUUGUGGUCUGUAUUUUGCUAUACACUCUUUUUUAAUAAGAACCUUUUUAAAAAGAACGUCCAGGCUAAGAUUUCACCAAAUUUUAAGAUCUAAAAACAUGACGAGGUUCAGAUUGACCGCGGUGAUUCUAGAUACUAAAAUUUCUUAGAUACUAAACAGAUACUAAUCAGAAACUAAUCAGAUACUAAACAGAAACUAAUAGCAAGGGGGUAAUUAUUGAUAACAAAAAAUAUUCAAAGUUACCUAUUUUUUGCAUAAAAUUAUAGAGUACGGCUGGAGAUACGAUUUUCCCGCUAUUUAGCGGAUUUAUGCUAAAUUUCUAUUUCAUUCAUCACUAGUGUGAAAAAAUCAAAAGGCGAUCCUACACAUACACAUAGUUUAAAACAACUGAUUGUUUUUUGUUUGAACAGAUCAGAAACUGGUAAAAAAAUUAUGCAGAUCCCGUCUUUCGGAUGAUUUUAUUUAAUCCCGGUCAAUUCGAGUGCAGUUUAUAUUUAACUCUCCAUAAUUGUUGCGAUGUAGCGCAGUUGCUGUAGUUUAUGUAGCUAGCGUGACUUCCAAGCGCAUGAUCCCAGUGUGACUUUCACUUGGGUGGUCUUCAACGUCGACAACAUUUGUUAUGUCGGCGCCAAAAAGUACAAAAGUAAACGUUUGCUGUUUAAAAAUUUAGCAAUAAUAUAGCGCUGAAUCGAUAUAGAAACGUUUCAGAAAUGAAUAUUAUAGCUAUUUCAUUGUGUAUUGCAUAGAAAUUUGCAUGCGCCUAAACCAGAAACCAGACACAAUAUUUUUAUCAGACAUUAGUUUAGGAUCCACACAAAUUACAGAAGUUGCUGUACAUAAUUUUAGAAACCGUAAUUAUAAUGCUUUUCCAUCGAUUCUAGCUGAUUUUACUCGGUAAAUAGCUAUUUUUUAUUUUAUUUUUUUUUAUAAAGUACCCCCCUGACCGUUUUUAGUAUUUGUUUAGUAUCUGAUAAGUAUCUGAGUGAUUAGUAUCUAGGAUCACCGCGGUUUCAGAUAGCUGCUAUAUAUUACCUUAUUAGUCAGAUGUGUUCUAAAAUGCAGAGGAACGUGUCCAAUGUCGAAUGAAAAUGCAUUUACACAUUAUGAGAGACCCAAUACGCCAAAGUGUAUUAUUGCCCAGAUAUAUGUAUAAGUUGAGAAACACUUCUCUUAUAUUCUUAUAUGUUUACUACUGAUGCAAGCGUUUUCAAUUUGUAUUCAGGUGUACUUGAGAGGAAAAUUUGUGGGAAGCAGUAAAGUACGUAAAAUCGAACAAAAGCCUUUUACACUCAUUGUAUAUAGAAAAAAUGUGUCAUCUAUGUAGUUUGAAUGAGAUUCCUAUACUAUUUACACCUCAGAGUAACUGACGCAUAUUUCACUUUCGUAUUAUUCUAGUUAUAUCUGAGUUUAGCGGGAAUUCUAGACUAAACAAUUUCAACUUUAAAAAACAAAAACGCUCUUGUUCAAAGGCAGAACAUGACUCGUUCCGAAGACAAUGAAUAAAUAAAAUUGAUACCUUGA